Messenger RNA from Octodon degus (degu), 1620 nucleotides. It is a transcript of the gene Lag3, whose product is annotated as lymphocyte activating 3. Gene Ontology annotation, molecular function: MHC class II protein binding; transmembrane signaling receptor activity. The transcript is spliced from 8 exons. NCBI's taxonomy places the organism in Eukaryota, Metazoa, Chordata, Mammalia, Rodentia, Octodontidae. Bases 26 to 1609 code for a protein of 527 amino acids. The record is from RefSeq and is a predicted model, not a curated record.
CAGCCUGGCACAGGCCACAGGGGAGAUGGGGUGGACUCAGUUCCUGGGCUUGAUGCUUCUGCAACUGCUGUGGGUGGCUCCAGUGGAGGCUCCAGGGCCUGAGAAAGAGAUCACGGUGGUAUGGGCUCAGGAGGGGGCUCCUGCCCAGCUCCCCUGCAGCCCCACAAUCCCCCUCCAGGAUCCCAGCCUUCUGCGAAGAGGAGGGGUCACCUGGCAGCAUCAACCAGACAGUGGCCCAGCCGCUCUCGCCCCCGCUCGGCGCUGGAACCUCGGCCCUCGCACGGAGGAAGCUCCAGCCCCGCAGCGCUACACUGUGCUGAGUGUGGCCCCCGGAGGCCUGCGCAGCGGGCGGCUCCCCCUGCAGCCGCGUGUGCAGCUGAACGAGCGCGGCCUCCAGCGCGGCGACUUCUCGCUGUGGCUGCGCCCGGCCCUGCGCGCCGACGCCGGCGAGUACCACGCCGCCGUGCGCCUCCUCCGGGACCGCGCGCUCACCUGCCGGCUCCAUCUGCGCGUGGGCCAGGCUUCGAUGACAGCCAGCCCUGCGGGACCUCUCAGGACUUCUGACUGGGUCAUCUUGAACUGCUCCUUCAGCCGCCCAGACCGCCCAGCUUCUGUCCACUGGUUUCGGGGUCCAGGCCACAUCCCUGUGCAGGAGUCCUCCCAUCACCACUCAGCUGAAAGCUUCCUCUUCCUGCCCCAAGUCAGCCCCUUGGACUCUGGGAUCUGGGGCUGCAUCCUCACCUAUAGAGAUGGCUUCAAAGUCUGGAUCACACACAACCUCACUGUUCAGGGUCUGGAACCCCAAACCCCUUUGACAGUAUAUGCUGGAGCAGGGUCCAGGGCAGAGUUACCAUGUCACCUGCCUCCUGGUGUGACAACCCAGUCUUCCCUCAUGGCCAUGUGGGCUCCUCCUGGUGGAGGCCCAGACAUCUUGGUGGCUGGAGACAAUGGCAGCUUCAUCCUUCGACUAGAGGCUGUGAGUCUGGCCCAGGCUGGGACCUAUACCUGCCAGAUUCAUCUACAAGGGAGGCAGCUCAGUGCGAUGGUCACUUUGGCAGUCAUCACAGUGACCACCAAAUUCUCUGGGUUGCCUGGCUCCCCAGGGAGGCUGCUGUGUGAGGUGACCCCUGCAUCUGGACGUGAGCACUUUGUGUGGAGUCCCCUGGACAGGGAAUCCAGAAGGAGUUUCCCAGGACCCUGGCUGGAGAUGCCUGAGGACAAGCUCCUUUCCCAGCCCUGGCAGUGCCAGGUGCAUCAGGGGAAGAGACUUGUUGGAGCAACAAUGUAUAUGCCAGAGUCUAGCCCAGGUGCUCAGCGCGCUGGGAGAGCCCCAAGUGCCUUCAAAGCAGGCCAGCUCCCUCUCUUUCUCAUCUUGACUACUCUUUCAUUGCUUCUUUUGGUGACUGGAGCAUUUGGCUUUCACCUUUGGAAAAGACAGUGGAAACUGAGAAGAUUUUCUGCUUUAGAGAUUGAGAUUCGCCCUCCUCAGGUUGAGAGCAAGAUUGAGGAGGUGGAACAAGAACCAGAGCUGGAGCCAGAGCCAGAACUGGAGCCAGAGCCAGAGCCAGAGCUGGGGCCACUGCCACAACUGGAGCCUGGGCAGCUCUGACCUGAAGCAAA